Molecule: messenger RNA, 1806 nt
Organism: Spodoptera frugiperda (fall armyworm)
Lineage: Eukaryota; Metazoa; Arthropoda; Insecta; Lepidoptera; Noctuidae
Exons: 2
Coding region: 1073-1438 (121 amino acids)
Source: RefSeq, a predicted model, not a curated record
UUGACGCACACACUCAACUACGUGCGCCGUGCGGGAGGGCGCCACCGGCGACGACGCGCGCACCAAUGGCCGCCCGCCCCGCGCUUCCCGCGCUUCUACAGUACGCUGUGAGCCGCGUCAACGACCCCGCGCUCGCGCUUACAAUCUUAAUCUUAUAUACUUUUCAUUCGUUAACCAUAUUGUAACAGUCCUUAUUUACAUUAUACCAUAAUAUACAGUCCACCGUUAUUAUUUACUCCACCUACUGAGCCAUCGUCGCAACAUAUGGUCCUUCUCCCAUCAACGUUUGAACCGACGCCACGACGCGGACUCGACUUGAGAACAAAGAAAAAUUCAAAUUUGACCAACGAUUAUGCAAGUCAUCCAGCAGUGAACAUAUUUUCUGCGGUCUUCAUACAUCGUGUCGGCAUCGAAUUUUCAUCGUGUUCAUCGUGUAUACUUCAACAUCUUCGUUCGCAUUUGGUGCAUCGUGAUUAUUGGCACGGCGUCACUUACGCCAUCUUAGCCGUCUUCAAACCAACGAACGAAGAAUUUGGGACGACAUCAACUCAGCGGUUGCAAAUACACGUCUUCGGAUUGUCGUCGUGCAUCGAGAAACGUGAAGAAUCUCCUCGUCACAAUCAACAUUUGUGGUUUGCGGCAACAUAACCGUGAGAUCGUUCCAAUUAUUCCAUACAUUUUCCAUAAUCAUCAUCAUCGUAGUUAUCAUAUUUCCUUAGUUACAUCCAUUCAUUUCAUUCGUUUCAUCGCAUUAGUAUUUUGCAAGUCAUUCAAAUCAUUUUCUUCGGCCUCCAUUGAAUUUAGACUGUUACACACUGCAUGUCGCUUAGGCGCCUUGAAAAAUUUUCAUAGCAAAGCAUGCCCUUGCUUUUAGCUCAAUCAUACUUUUCGUAACAAAUUGCCUUUAAUUUUUUGCUAGGCGUUUUGCAAUUGUAUACGCCUUGUAAAAUUUUUAUAGCAAAUCGCAACUUUGCAUGUCGUGGCUUAAAAAUUUCAACAGGCUUUUAUAUUUCUUUUGUUUUGCCUUCACCCGUGUUUAGCUUACAGCUUAUUAAACUAAUUUAAAUCAAGCAUGACUGAUAUCAAAAGCCUUAUUAAGAAGCGAGCUUCGAUUAAAGCUAAGCUUACGCUAUUUUCCACUUAUUUAAACGUAGUCAAGUCUUGCGAAAAGUUAAGUGAGACUCAGCUCAUUGAAAUUGAGCAGCGACUGAAUGCAUUCGAGAGCUUAUAUGAAAAAUAUGACACGUUACAGAUUCACCUGGAAGAAGCAGUGGACGAACCCAGCGAGCAAUAUGCGGAACGCGAGACAUUCGAGAACCUGUACUACGCGUUGGUUGCUUCUGCACGCCAGCUAGUCGGCAGCGCUCGCAAGCAUCUUACGGGAGACUCCGCGUCCGAGGGCGCAUCACACGGGUGCUUCCUGGCAGAGAUGGCGUAGCCAGAGUCGCCGACAUCCACACGCGAAGGGGUGUCAUUCGGCGAGCCUUUAACACCAUCUGCCCUCUACCUGUCUCUGUUGAAGACUCUUCAACGGGGGGAGGAUGUUGACGCACACACUCAACUACGUGCGCCGUGCGGGAGGGCGCCACCGGCGACGACGCGCGCACCAAUGGCCGCCCGCCCCGCGCUUCCCGCGCUUCUACAGUACGCUGUGAGCCGCGUCAACGACCCCGCGCUCGCGCUUACAAUCUUAAUCUUAUAUACUUUUCGUUCGUUAACCAUAUUGUAACAGUUCUUAUUUUUACAUCAUUAUAACAUAUUAUACAGUCCACCGUUAUUAUUUACUCCACCUACUGAGCCAUCGUC